UCAAAGUCUCUGUGUGAAGCCCGUCAGGUUCCCUCCUCGUACUCCUCUUCAAACUGUAAUGAAAGCACUUCCCACGUUGCUUUACAUCGACUUCUUGGCUCUAAUCUGCUUUUUGUCCACCUUUCACCUUCAAUACUCACCAACAACUCUCUCUCUCUCUCUCUCAAAUCCAUACCCUUCUGUUAAACUCGUUCUCAGCCUUUUCAAUUCGUGAAAAAGAACCAUUUUUGCAGUUUGCAACAGACAUUUCUCUCACUUCAUGGCACUUCCUCCCAAGCAAACAGAAGCCUCUUCAGCCCAUACCCCGCUUAGAGUAGACUCACACCAACAUGAAGAAGUACUAGACGACACCCAACUUGACCACUCCCUUCUCCGAUUAGAAACCUUUCUCAGAAUCUUUGGCUUCUGCCAGUUCUCUUUUAUAAGCUUCACCCUCUCGUGGGUUUCAUUUCUUCUCCUGGGUGUUGCACUUCCACUUGCUUUGAUCGAGCGUUCUUAUUGUUCUGAUUGCGAGAAGUAUGAGAUCAAAAGCUUUGAGAUUGAGAUUCUGGUUUCUGAGUCUCUAGUGGCAGCCAUUUCUCUACUAUGCAUUUCUCAUAACCUUCGCAAGUAUGGUGUUAAAAAGUUCCUGUUUGUCGAUCGGUACCAUGGUAAUAUGGCACAGUUUCGCGAAGAAUACUUGCAGAAGAUCAAUGGUUUCUUCCGCUUGUUGGCAGUGUGGCUAUUACCAUGCUUCCUUUUGAAGACUGCUCGUGAGGUCAUUCAUAUGUUCUAUGUGCACAAUGACUCAUGGUGGCAAUCCACUGCUACAUUAUUUGCCUUGCUGGUAUCAUGGACGUAUUCAGCCAUAAUCUAUCUAUCAGGCGCAGCUCUUUUCAAUUUGGUGUGCAACUUGCAAGUAAUACACUUUGAAAACUAUGGGAAGCUUCUAGAAAGCGAUCUGGAUGUUUCUCUGUAUAUAGAGGAACACAUUCGACUCAAGCAUCAUCUAACCAAAAUUAGCCACAGGUUCCGAAUAUUUCUUCUUCUGGAGUUCUUAUUCGUGACGGCUAGUCAAUUUCUGGCUCUAGUAGAAACCACAGGAAAUAAAGGAAUUAUCAACUUCUCCAAUGGCGGCAAUUUUGCAGUCUGCUCUAUUGUUGAGCUGGUUGGGAUAAUAAUCGUUCUGCAGUCAGCUGCAAAGAUUUCACAUAGAGCUCAAAGUCUUGCAUCAGUUACAACCAGAUGGCAUGCUUUGCUUACAUGCAACUCUGAUAAUGCAUCUCAAAUGGGAAUUUCAAAUAAUGGCAGAAGCAUGGAAGCCGCUAUUCCAGCAGGUCCAUUGCUUAUAAAUUACUCAGAAAGUGAUCUGGAAUCGAUCGAUUAUGUCCCAGUGCCCACAAAUAGUCAACUGGCUUCAAACAUGUCCCUGUACCAUAAAAGACAAGCUCUCGUUAUGUAUAUGCAGUCCAACCUUGGGGGGGUGACCAUAUUCGGAUGGACAAUUGAUAGGGCACUUCUAAAUACAAUUUUCUUUAUUGAGCUCUCACUUGUUCUUUUUGUACUGGGGAAGACCAUAACUUUCACUACCAAAUGACAGUGUUAACACAGAUUCCGCCGGGAGGACUGUUGCGCGCUUUGCAUUCCAUUUCAAAUGGAAUUGAUGUUUGACAUAUAAUAGUAUUGCAAUUUGCUGCUAGGUGUGGUAGGACUAUCAGAGAUGAAGUCAAUUUCACAAACAGAUUGAUUCUAUUUUCCAGAGUAAUGAAGGUCUCCUGUAUCAUUUCCGCAGAAUUCAUCUUCUCUCUUAGGCUAGUGUACUGGUCCUGGGCUGUAAUUUCCCAGUAUCUUCUUACAAUUUCCUCAAAGAUGGGCAAUAUACAUUUAGGGUGUGUUUGGAUGUUGAGUUGAGUUGAUAAAAUAUUGUUAGAAUAUUAUUUUUUAAUAUUAUUAUUAUUUUGGGAUUUGAAAAA
Molecule: messenger RNA, 1952 nt
Organism: Juglans regia (Persian walnut)
Lineage: Eukaryota; Viridiplantae; Streptophyta; Magnoliopsida; Fagales; Juglandaceae
Exons: 4
Coding region: 260-1576 (438 amino acids)
Source: RefSeq, a predicted model, not a curated record